UAGUGCCUUAAUUGCAUUGUUUUCCCUAGGACUAUAUACUUACCUUAAAAUUGGCUGAGUGCCAGUGGCACUAUCAACAGUUAUCAUCAUUAAGGACAUUGAUCAUAUUUUAAAAUUAUUAGUUUUCUGUGUAUAUUUUAGUGUUUAUAUCCUGCCAGUCCAAAUUAGACUUGCUUUUACUAUAUCAUUUUACACCGUUGAUCUAUAAUUCAUUAUCUGGGCACACGAGGGUAGACAGUGAAUUGUGCACUGGUAAACUACUUGGUGAAAACAUGCUUUGUAUUUUUAAGGUGUAUAGUUAUAUUUAAAAUCAAGCAAUGCUUAAUUUUGUGCCAGAUUUUCUUCUUUAAAAAUGGAUUUAUCUGGGGGUUACAGUUGAUGACGUUUUGUUAUUAAUAUGUUUGCUGCUGCUACGAAGAGCUUUGUCAAGCAAGUGGGAGAUGGAGGGAGAUUAGUUCCUGUUCCAAGCCUCAGUGAAGCUGACAGAUAUCAACCUUUAAGCCUGGUGGUAAAAAAGAAGCGAUGCUUUCUGUUUCCUAGGUAUAAAUUUACCUCAACACCUUUUACACUGAAAGAUAUUCUACUAGGAGACAGAGAAAUUUCAGCUGGUAUUUCAUCUUAUCAAUUACUGAAUUAUGAAGAUGAAUCAGAUGUUUCACUGUAUGGAAGGCGAGGCAACCAUAUUGUAAAUGAUGUUGGGAUUAACGUUGCUGGAUCAGAUUCCAUUGCAGUAAAAGCAUCAUUUGGUGUAGUGACCAAACAUGAAGUGGAAGUAUCAACACUACUCAAAGAAAUCACUACACGAAAAAUUAACUUUGACCACAGUUUGAUCCGUCAGUCAAGGAGUAGCAGAAAGGCAGUUUUGUGUGUGGUCAUGGAAAGCAUUCGAACCACUCGGCAGUGUUCACUGUCUGUGCAUGCCGGAAUUCGUGGAGAAGCAAUGCGGUUUCAUUUUAUGGAUGAACAGAAUCCCAAGGGAAGGGACAAAGCUAUUGUUUUCCCAGCACACACAACUAUAGCUUUCAGUGUUUUUGAACUCUUCAUUUACCUGGAUGGUUCCUUUGACCUUUGUGUCACUUCAGUGUCAAAAGGAGGAUUUGAAAGGGAAGAAACGGCAACAUUUGCACUGUUCUACAGACUGAGAAAUAUUCUAUUCGAAAGAAAUAGAAGAGUGAUGGAUGCCAUUUCUCGUUCACAGCUUUACUUAGACGAUCUUUUUUCUGACUACUAUGACAAACCUCUCAGCAUGACUGAUAUUUCACUCAAAGAAGGGACGCAUAUCCGAGUUAACUUACUUAAUCACAACAUUCCAAAAGGGCCUUGCAUACUCUGUGGGAUGGGAAACUUUAAAAGGGAGACCGUGUACGGGUGCUUUCAAUGUUCUGUUGAUGGACAGAAGUAUGUGAGACUUCAUGCAGUUCCUUGUUUUGAUGUUUGGCACAAGAGAAUGAAAUAAAAUGAAAAAUUAAUAUAUCUCGCUGGUGUUUUAAAUGCAGGUGUGCCCUAUACCUUCUUUAAAUUACCUAGGUUUGCUUUGAUUAGAAAGGAGAA
Molecule: messenger RNA, 1551 nt
Organism: Nycticebus coucang (slow loris)
Lineage: Eukaryota; Metazoa; Chordata; Mammalia; Primates; Lorisidae
Gene: PJVK
Product: pejvakin
Exons: 6
Coding region: 398-1456 (352 amino acids)
Biological process (GO): programmed cell death
Cellular component (GO): cytoplasm
Source: RefSeq, a predicted model, not a curated record